Molecule: messenger RNA, 561 nt
Organism: Anopheles nili
Lineage: Eukaryota; Metazoa; Arthropoda; Insecta; Diptera; Culicidae
Gene: APC10
Product: anaphase-promoting complex subunit 10
Exons: 2
Coding region: 1-561 (186 amino acids)
Biological process (GO): protein K11-linked ubiquitination; anaphase-promoting complex-dependent catabolic process
Cellular component (GO): anaphase-promoting complex
Source: RefSeq, a predicted model, not a curated record
AUGAGUGUUAAAAUGGGUCCUAAUGUGUGUCCUAUUACCGAGGAGCGAUCAGGAACCGUACGUGAGGUUGGUGGACAAGCCGUUUGGAGUUUGUCGUCGUGUAAGCCAGGGUUUGGAGUCGAUCAGCUGCGUGAUAACUCGAUGGAAACAUACUGGCAGUCCGACGGGCAGUUGCCGCACUUAGUCAACAUUCAGUUCCAUCGGAAGACGACCGUCAGUCAGAUUUACAUUUAUUCGGAUUACAAGCUUGACGAGAGCUACACACCCAGCCGGAUAUCGAUUCGGUGUGGGACGCAUUUUAACGAUCUGCAGGAAAUCGAGGUGGUUGACUUGUGCGAGCCAUCCGGCUGGGUGUGUUUCCCUAUCAAAGAAUACGAACACGAAUAUUUCAUGUACACGUUCAUGAUUCAGAUUGCGGUCAUCAGUAAUCAUCAAAACGGAAGAGACACGCAUAUGCGCCAGAUUCGAAUCCACUCACCAACGGAAGGCUCGCAAUAUCCUCUGGAACACCAUGGAAAGUUUAGUACAAUAGAAUUCUCGCAGUUUCGAACGAUACGUUAA